GUCCAACUACCUCUCCUCUUCCCCUCUCGAGCCCCGCUCCCGGAAAUUACUCCCCUCCGUUCCACCGUCCUCGCCAAUCUCGCCUCUCACCCCCGCACAGCGCCUCGUAAUCGGUCGCCUAGCCAGCCAGCCAACAGUCGAAAUCAGCUGACGGCGAGCAGUUGCUACCACGGCUCCUCAAACGCGAUACUAUUCAGACAUCAGACGAUCAGGAUGUUGGGCAAUUUUGUCGGUUACUUGUUCGGGAAUAAUUAUUCCGGCACGCAAGAUUCACUCGAAGAGGAUCCUCGAACUCGAGGGAUAAUGCGGAGAUUCAGGCAAGUGGAGGUCGAGGACGAUGAAUGGAUCCUCAUUGACCGAACUGUUGAGGGUACGCUGGAGGAGCCGUGGUAUGAAAUGCCACCGGCAGUGUUCACCCAAGAAGGGCCCAUUAAAGUGGCAACCUCGCCAAUGGAGAAUCUGCUGAUAGAACAUCCUAGCAUGUCCGUCUACUCCGUUGUGUCGGGAACGUCUCCUCCUGUCACUCCGGACACUCCGCCCCCGUCGCCGGACAGGUGGAUAGAAGGCCAAAAGGACGUCGAUGUCGGACAAACUAUUGAUGUUCCUCAAAACGUCCCCCCGGCGCCGCCAGCUGAUCUCUCGUCCUCCACAUCCUCCGCGCUUUGUACCGUAUCUACAUCCUUGGACAGCAGUCUAGACCGAAGUAACAUCGAUGAAUUGUCGCGUAGAGUUGUUGCAGAAUUGCAAGCCAUCCACAACGACAGACUGCCCGCAUCAGAUAGCAAUAAUAAUAACAAAGCUAGGAUCGGAAAACAGCUCCGGACCGCCCAGGAACGAGCUCAGGAGAUGUUGCAGAAACGCUCGACUCAGAGUCUCAAGAGGGCCCGCAUGGAAAGGAGCAACAAGGUGCGUCAAGCAAAAGGCAAGCGGCUACGUCGUCAGGAUCGUUUGCGCGUUUGUCAUAGCGGCGCCAAUAACAACCGAAAAUGCUAGUCAUCCGAUCUCAGGUCAAUCUGUACUUAAACAUCUUCCUAAAACACGACGACCAACGCUAUGACAAUUGAUUACUCGGUGAAAUUUCGCUGCAAUGACACAAAAGAUUAUUUAUAAUAAUUAUCAUUGAUCAAAAAGUAACAUAGUCUAGAAAAAUAUGUUUCGCAGUAUAUGCUAUAUUCAUAUUUUUUCGUCGAUGAUACAAAUUAAUCUGCUUGACAUGAGAUAAACCUCUUAGAUGAGAGUCUGGCUAUUAUUAGAUUUUAUACCGAAUGCGUGCGUAUGUAUAUAUAUGUAUGUAUGUGUGCGACGAUAGUGUUUAGUAAUAAUUGUUGUAGAGUUCACUCUAAUCUCUUUUGAUACAUUAUGCAAAAAUGGCUGAUUGUUGUACGCGUGAUUGUAAUUCAAUAACGCGCCAAUAACGUGACUCUCGAUGACAUUUCUUCGCUAGUGAUGAAAAGAAAACAUGAGAAAUAUAUUCAGCCUAAUUCUUCGAACUAAAUCAAUUAAUAAAAAAAUCUAAAAUAGUCAGACUCUCAAUCAAAAAAUAGGCGGCUUGAUCUGUUCAUUGUUAUGCAAUUUAUGUAAGACAAUAUAGAUCAGAUGACAAAGCUCUGCAAAACUGACAAGUGUGUUUGCCAAUUAUAUAUAAUUAUUGUAUAUUAUAUAUAAUUAUACACAUAUGUUAUGUACAUAUUAUAUAUAAUUAUUAUAUAUUAUAUAUAACAAUUAUAUAUAAUUGUAUGUAAUUCCAGAUUUAUUUUAUCUAUUAUUAUAUAUAUAUAAUUCCCGAUUAUUUUAAUUAUUUAUUCAAGUGAAAAUAUAACAUAUGUGCAGCAGAAAAGAAUUGCUUAUAACAAAAAUGUGACAAUUGCGACUUGUAAGAAAUGCUGCUGCUCAGAACAGUGAUCUCAAUUUGCUCGAUCGAUUCGGAAUUCAUUGUAACGAAAUUUUACUCGUCAAAUGCGUUCUUGUUCACACAAGUGUACGAGGAAGUGUGUACAUUUGGUAAUGAUGAUAAAAGAUACAUGUGACAUGUUUAGCUCUUUUUAGAAAAAAAAGGUUCGAGUGACAUGUUUAACCCUUUCUAAAAAAGAUCAUAGACAUAAAGAAGUUUAAAGAAAAUGUUUGAUAACAAAGUCCUUUUACCUUCCUCUCUUCAUAUAAGAUUCUUUACAUAAAUUCCUACGUAUUUUACAUAGAUAAUCCAUUAAAUCAUUAUGUUCAAGAAUAAAAAAAAUAUAUUAAUCUCAACUUAUUUUUAACGAGAGAUAAUAAAGUGAAUUUUUGCCCUCAUAAAAAACAUGGAAACAAGAAAUGAUUUUUAAAUUUUAAUGAUAUAUCGAGUGUUGAUAAAUCAGUCUUACGAAAUAAAUUCUGAUCAAUUGUUUUCACUAAAUUAUAUUCUAGAAAACAAAUGAAGAAAUAUACAAAUGUACAAAAGAAUUUUUUAAAAUUUGUGGCCUUGUACAAUUGAUCGAAGCAAUACUUGAGAAACGUAACUUUGUCUUGAAAGGGUUAACAGAGUCCUCGAACGAACAAAACACAAGGACAUAUAACGAUAUCAGUAAUUAAGAGAGAUAUAUUAAAUCUGUAUCAAUUAACGCUAAAACUCUAUUAGUUAUAUAUAAUUAUUUAUUUGACACAAUGACAUAAUGUGCGUAAAGUGUAUUCACACGAACCAAAACACAAAUGGCACGCACGAAAUUUUGAAGAUUGUUUUGUACCUUCCACAAUCUGUCUUUCGGUUCUUAGUAAAAAUAUUAUUAAUAA
Molecule: messenger RNA, 2766 nt
Organism: Camponotus floridanus (Florida carpenter ant)
Lineage: Eukaryota; Metazoa; Arthropoda; Insecta; Hymenoptera; Formicidae
Gene: TP53INP
Exons: 4
Coding region: 214-993 (259 amino acids)
Biological process (GO): positive regulation of DNA-templated transcription; autophagosome assembly
Cellular component (GO): autophagosome; nucleus
Source: RefSeq, a predicted model, not a curated record